AUUAUGGACACCAGGCCCGCUUACAUGCAGGCCCUCUGAGAUGAGACGAACAUACCAUUAAACCGAGUCCAUAGCCACGUGUGAUCAAACUCCCAGCGACGGAAAUGAAUGGUUCGCGUUCCGGACUGGCGCCAAUUCCUGAAGCUCGAAAUCCUCUGAACAUUCACCACUCCACAACAACCCUCCAUGUCACUUGCAAUAUGGCAUGGUCUGACUUACGCACUGCGACACUUCAUCCAAAUUUAAGAUCCGUGGACACAAGUAUGUCUGUCUUGCCCCAUUCGGCGCUUCUGUGA
This is a messenger RNA of Cantharellus anzutake, 296 nucleotides long. RefSeq lists its product as uncharacterized. Bases 105 to 296 code for a protein of 63 amino acids. The record is from RefSeq and is a predicted model, not a curated record. The transcript has a single exon. NCBI's taxonomy places the organism in Eukaryota, Fungi, Basidiomycota, Agaricomycetes, Cantharellales, Hydnaceae.